Drosophila montana is the source of this 1085-nucleotide messenger RNA. Its product is annotated as CTD nuclear envelope phosphatase 1 homolog. Gene Ontology annotation, molecular function: phosphoprotein phosphatase activity. Lineage: Eukaryota; Metazoa; Arthropoda; Insecta; Diptera; Drosophilidae. The record is from RefSeq and is a predicted model, not a curated record. The transcript has 2 exons. The coding region runs from base 135 to 1028 and encodes 297 amino acids.
UGGUGCUCCCAAACACGAAUUCCUCCUUUAGAAUGAAGUGAAAUGGGGUAGCUUGAUUUGCUCAGUUUACUGUGGAACUCGAGUCAGGAUCGAUUCGUAAUAUAAGCACAUAUAUUUUCUAAUUGUAAAGCAAAAUGGAAAACCAGGAUAAUUUCCUGCUAUCGAAUUUUUACUUUCUGGGAACCUUGGGCAUGCUCCUUACGGUGAUUAUUCUAGCGGUGCCCGUGCUGCGACACAAGCUCCGUAUACUGCUGGCCAAAUUCCAUUGCAAAUCGAUAAACUACACGCCGAUAACCUAUUUGAAGGAUGACAUUUUGAACCACGUCUCGAGGCGGCGUCUCCGGCUGGUGCGGCGCAAGACCCUCAUCCUGGACAUGGACGAGACGCUGAUAGCAUCUGUGAUACUCUACCAGGCCAAGGCGUCGGAGUCCGUGCCAGCCUCUUGUGAUUACAGGGCUCGCAAAUACAAGGCCAAGUCCAUCCUGGUGGCCACGCUCCCCUACGACUUCUCCUUCUAUCUGCCCCUGUCCGGAGCGAGUGUCUAUGUCUAUAAGCGACCGCAUGUGGAUUUCUUUCUGGAUCGUGUGUCCAAGUGGUACAAUCUGGUGGUCUUCACGGCCGCCACGGAGAUGUAUGCCUCGAGGGUGUUGGACUUUCUGGACGCGGGUCGGAAUAUUUUGACACGGCGAAUGUAUCGCCAGGAUUGCAUCAACAUCUGCGGCAUACGGGCCAAGUUUGUGUCCAUAGCGCACAGCGAUCUCUCCAAUGUGCUGCUCCUGGACGACUGUCACAUGGAGAACAGCUUCAAUGUGGGCAACGCCGUUCACAUCAAGAGCUAUCGCAUCGGCAGCAAGGACGACGAGCUGCUCCGCAUGCUGCCCUUCCUCGAUGCCCUGCGAUUCACCCAGGAUGUGCGCUCAAUUCUCGGACGUUGCACCCGCUACGAUUGCCUCACAACAUGCCUGGCCACCCACUAUUGUCUAGCCAAGGCAGCCGAGUCCGAGGCGGAGGAUGUCAAGUGUCUAUAACCAAAUGCUCCCGAUCUACUUUAAUGGGCACAUACAAACAUCUUAUCUAUGUCGCAA